This is a messenger RNA of Microtus ochrogaster (prairie vole), 714 nucleotides long. It is a transcript of the gene Cldn16, whose product is annotated as claudin 16. Gene Ontology annotation, cellular component: bicellular tight junction; membrane. The record is from RefSeq and is a predicted model, not a curated record. Gene Ontology annotation, molecular function: structural molecule activity. Lineage: Eukaryota; Metazoa; Chordata; Mammalia; Rodentia; Cricetidae.
GCUGCCAUGAGGGAUCUUCUUCAGUAUGUUGCCUGCUCCUUGGCCCUUUGCUCCACUGCGUUUUUGAUUGUGGCGACCUGGACCGAUUGUUGGAUGGUGAACGCUGAUGACUCUCUGGAGGUGAGCACAAAGUGCCGAGGCCUCUGGUGGGAGUGCGUCACAAAUGUGUUUGAUGGGAUUCGCACCUGUGAUGAGUAUGACUCAAUCUAUGCAGAACAUUCCUUGAAGUUGGUGGCAACCCGAGCACUGAUGAUUACCGCGAACAUCCUUGCUGGAUUUGGAUUUAUCACCCUCCUCCUGGGUCUUGACUGUGUGAAAUUCCUACCUGAUGAGCCACACAUUAAAGUCCGCCUCUGCUUUGUUGCCGGGACCACAUUACUUAUUGCAGGUGCCCCUGGAAUUGUUGGUUCUGUGUGGUAUGCUGUGGAUGUCUAUGUCGAGCGUUCCUCUCUAAUUAUACACAAUAUAUUUCUUGGGAUCCAAUAUAAAUUUGGCUGGUCCUGCUGGCUUGGAAUGGCUGGGUCUUUGGGUUGCUUUUUGGCUGGAGGUCUCCUUAUCUUCUGUUUGUAUCUCUUUAAAGAUGUUAUACCGGAAAGGAACUAUUCCUUUGCCAUGAGGAAGCGCUAUUCCACGGCAGGUACUUCCGUGGUGAGGUCCUACAUGGCCCCUCGGACAGAGACAGCCAAAAUGUAUGCUGUAGACACCAGGGUGUAA